AUGGAUCCAGACAUUAGACUUGUGCUAUCAAAAUUCCUUCAAAAAGAUGCAGCUAAACCUUUGCUGGAAUCAAAAAGACAUAACAUUUUACGUGAUAAUGACAAAUACGUACAGUCGACGGCAAGGACGUUCAUCGAAUCCACAUUAAACUCAAAAAUGGAUGCAGAAGCCUUGAAUUUACUUUCAGAUUGCUUCAAGGUUAUUUAUAGACUUAAUGAAUAUAACUACGAUAGUGUUGAAGACAUUAAGAGGCAUCAAGUCUUCAUAAUAAAGUUGCUUGAAAUUAAGAAGCCAAAGAAAGCCUUAGAACAAUUGUCUUGUCUACACUAUUUUAUAGCAAAAACUGUUAAUUGUGAAGGAUCUUUACAGUUAAACCUCACAUCAAUAGAGAUUCUAGUACUUGGAAUCCCGUUCAAUGAAGACAUAAGUCAUGAUUUACCCCUACCACUAAUAGGCUCGGUAAUUGCGCACCACUUUUUAGUCUUACAGUGCUUGCUUCAAGUCAUAACACUGGAUAUAAAGUCAUUCGUUAGCUCACCAAACACACUUAUUAAAAUUUCGUCAUUGAAGUUGGUAUCUGACUUGUUGCUAUCAGAGAGCAGCUUCAUGCGAUGGUUAAAUUGCAAUCAAGAUGCGACUACAAAGGAAAAGUAUCAAAACAACAUAAUCAAGUUAGUAAAGGGAUAUAUGAAAGUUGUCACAAUUUUAAGAAAAAGAAUUGAUUCGAAUCAUUUGCAGGAGUUUGAGACUUGUUUGCUGAUAAAAUUAGCUCAGUUUUCAAAUGAACAGUCCCUAUUAAGUGACACCCAUCCAACAAAGGCGCACUUGCCAUAUAUUGAAGAUAUAAAGCAUUUAAAUUUUACUAAUUUAGAUGUAUUGUUUUUGAAAAUUAACUCCAAUAAGAUUCUGGAUUCCAUUGCGAGCUUAUUGAACUUGGUAGAAAACCCAUCUCCUGAAGCAAUAUUUGAUCUUAAGCUAAAUUUAGGUAGCUCACAAAAAGAAAUGCUAAUAAAUCAAGAGUUCUUGAAAUUAAUCAGAUCAUUUCCACUAACUAAAAACGAUAUCUCUCAAUCAUUUGUUGACACAAUUUUGUCAUAUCUUGCAUCAAAGGUUUCUUUGCUUAAACAGCUAACAAGCUCCCAUUUACUAAUCUUGGAUGCAUUCACAGUUUACAUCAAAGAUUUAAUAAAUUUGGAUUGUCCCACGGAUUUUUCUUCAAAAAUAUUGGCCCAAUUGUUUUCAAUUUAUGGUCAUUUCCAUCAAUUCAAACGCAUUAGAAAUAUUUCUAACUUAUUUUACAACUUAGGAGUCAAAACGAAAAAUAUUAAUUUCUUAAAUUUAUGCAUCAAAUAUGAGACAUUUAUAAAAGAAAACGACAAGAAUGAAGCAUUUGAUAAUUUACAACAAAAAGUCCAUAAAGUGGCUUUUUUUUUACAUGAACAAAAGCUUUUCAACAAAUCUCUCCAGGUUCUAUGUGGCUAUCUUAAAGUUUUUGAUUUAGGAGGAAGUUCUCUUGCUAGCUUCUAUGACAACCAUUAUCAAACAAAGGACACCACAUCAAUACAAUUACUAGUAAAGAAUUUUAUUUCAAACAAUAGUUUUUCAAUUAACAUAUUCCGAGAGUGUUGGAUAUCUGACUCAUUUCAGGUCCACAUUAUAAUUGAUGUUUUAAAAUUAUUGGACAAAAUGGGCGAUACGAAAGAGAAGACAAUCUUAGCCAAUGAUAUUGUCAAAAGUUUAUCCUACUCUGAUAACAACUUAAAUCUAUUAGUAUACUAUCACUACUAUAAUUUAAGUGGAAUUGUCUUAAUGUUGCAGCUAAAUGUUGAAAAUUUUCCUUCCGAUAAUUUAAUAUUGUCUGGUGUGUACCUUCAACGAUCUAUUUGCUUAAUGGAUGAGAGCGACUUCUUGCUGUGUAUUAAUUACUUUGAAUCGUAUUUGAAGGGAUCAUUCAAUGAGAGAAAUAUGCCUUAUGAGAAAGAAAUAUUUCGUGCAUUAAUUUUAUUCCUUAAAUUAAACGCGUUAAAUGGCUAUAUUAUACAUUUCAUCGAGCAAUACAAAAAUCGAAAGAGGAAAAUUGAUGAUGAGAUGCAAAUAUUUUGUCAACUCGAAUUAUGUACUGCUUAUUUGAAACUAAGCGCCUCAAAGGAAGCUUCUGAUAACUUAACUAUGUUAGGACCUAUGUUAAAAGAAAUGAAAGAACAUUCUCUACGCGAUGUUCUCAGGUUUAACUUACUUCAGUUAGAGUUUUGCUUAGUGAUGAAGAACACAACAAUGGCAAAAGAAAAGUUUAACAGAGUAUUGAAGUUCCUUCGCUCUAAAGAGGAAUUCAGCAUAAGUUCGAGUAGUCACAAUUUUAUUGAGAAGUUAAAAAACUUAAUUUUGAUUGCAAAAUUUCAAUUGCUCACAUCAACUUUGAAUUUUCUUCUAGGACACAGCUUUGCUUCAUUUAUCAAUUUAAAGAUUGCUAUAAAGUUGUUGUAUUCUAUCACGAGAAAGUUAUCAUUAAAUAUACCUAAAGCGACAUUGAAUGAAAUAAGAUGGGAAACUACUGGUUUGCUUUUUGAAGCUUUUGACGGCAUAGUAAUAAUAUUAAUGCACCUUGGAGUGUCAAGAGAUUUAUUAUACUUUUAUGAUGAGUUCAUUAAACUUGAUAAAUCGGUCUUUGCUCCUGUUACUAACUGUUUCAAUAAUAUGAAGUUUGCUACUUAUAAUUACCUACUUCAACACGAUAAUGAAAUUCGAUCAUGCUGUCUUAAGAUUCGAGAUUAUCAACGCUUUAGCUUGGUGUCUUCCAACGUGUCUAUCAGACAUUGUUUCACUUUACUCAUGAAAUAUUUCAAUGCUCAGCCAGACAACUCGAUAAUACUAGAAUUUAUAGAUCAGGGGAAUCAUAUAGAGUCAGCGUUAAAAUUAAAGUCAUAUAAUUAUGACAAGCUUGAGUUUGACUUCCUAUAUUUAUCGUCUUUGUCUGCACGUCAGCCCCUUAUAUCACCAACAGUUGAUCUAGCUCAAGAUUCGCAUAGAAGGAUACUACAGAAUGUAAUUGAAUCAAAGCGAGGCCUAUUUGAAUCAAUUAGUAAUUUGGCAAAAUUCCCAAGUACUCGAAACUUGUUGCUGUCGAAUUUUGCUUUGCCAUGCGUCAUAUCCGAAGGAGUCCUCAAUGAUAACUUAGUUCCUGUUGAGUCUCUCAAUCUUUUGAUAAAAUCUAAACAGCUUUUGUUAGAUCGUUUUAAAGCAUAUGACUAUCAUGAAUUGUCUGUUCAUGAACUAAAUGACCUUUAUAAGGUUCUGAAUUAUUGUUUAUCAAUAAUUUCUUCCAUGUCUAUUUUCAGAGCCAGCACUAGUUUACUAGUAGAUUUGUUUUAUUUGCUGGAUAUAUCGCGUUUUCUACCAUUUAAGAAUGAUAAGUUUUUGAACCAUAGUUCAAUCACUGAAGUUUUACCUAAUGAUAUCGAAAGUGGAAGAAAGCUUGUUGCAUUUGAUUGUUUAUCAAGAGAAUUUCAUCAUGAAUUGAAUUGUGUUCUUCCUCAAUCAUGGACAGCUAUAACAAUCGAUGUCUGUUCAUAUUCAGGUGACUUAAUCAUAUCGAAGGUAAGAAGAGGUUCUGAUCCUUUCUUUGUAAGAUUGUCGCUAGAUAGAUUUCACAAGAGAGACUCUAAUAUCCCUGAUGUUUCAUUUAACGAUGCUUUAAGUGAGUUCAAAGAUAUUAUUAGGCAAAGUGACUUAUCUACAAAAUCUUCUACAACUUCGAGAAUUAACAGUAAGGAAGAUCGCAAAGCUUGGUGGAAGUUGCGCUUCGGAUUGGAUUCAAAGCUCAAAGACUUAAUCGAUCAUGUAGAAUCUUUUUGGUUGGGGGGGUUUCGAAGCAUAUUUGCAACUAACGACGAUAGCGAAGAAUUCAAAAAGUUUAAAAUUGAAUUCUUGGAAAUACUACGCCAGCUGCUUCCAUCAAGGUCAGUGCCAAGUAGAUUUAUGGAAUUUGAAGAUAACUUGAUAUUGGCCUUUUACAAUCUUCGUGAAUGUGAAUCAAUGGAAAUUGACGACUUAUUUUAUUUUCUAAUUGAUUCUUUGAAUACUCAUGGGGAAAAAAAUAAGUAUGGCAAUGUUAACUUUGAAAAGGUGCGCCAGUUUGUGAAGCGGCUGCUGGAAAAAUACCGUAAGUCACAAAGCUCAUCUACUGAAGAACAUAUCGUUCUUGUGGUAAGCUCUUAUUGUACAUUUUUCCCGUGGGAGUCGAUGAGGUGCCUAAGACAAAAAUCUGUUUCUAGAAUACCGUCACUUCAUCUCAUGCUCAACAUGCUUAAAAAUAGAAAUUCUGAUUUAACUAUUCGUGACAAAUCAAAUGUUUAUUACGUACUCAAUCCUGGUGGUGAUUUGAGAAGAACGGAAGAGAAUUUCAAGCCUUUAUUCUCAGAAAUGAAGAACUGGGAGGGUAUAUCGGGCUCAGGUCCUGAUGAAAUGGAGCUUAUGAAUAAAUUGAUGAAUAAGGAUUUAUUUAUUUAUCUUGGACAUGGUGGCUGUGAGCAUUAUUUAAGGGUUUCUACCUUAUAUAAAGCUUGUCUACCUGAGCGAAGAAGGUUGCCUCCAAGUUUGUUGAUUGGCUGCUCAUCUGGUACAGUUAAAUCGAAUGGCUACUUGGAAUCUACGGGUAAUAUAUAUAACUGGUUGACAUGUGGAACUCCCAUGAUGCUAGUAAACUUAUGGGACGUUACGGACAAAGAUAUUGAUAUGUUCACUCUAUCUGUUUUUGCAAAAUGGGGACUUUUGGCACCUCUUGAUGGGCCAAAGAACAUUUGCGAGGCAGUAAGCGAGAGUCGUGACCGUUGCAAUCUAACAUAUUUGAACGGGGCUGCUCCUGUAGUUUACGGUCUUCCUUUGCGCUUGCAGUAG
Molecule: messenger RNA, 4893 nt
Organism: Priceomyces carsonii
Lineage: Eukaryota; Fungi; Ascomycota; Pichiomycetes; Serinales; Debaryomycetaceae
Gene: ESP1
Product: separase
Exons: 1
Coding region: 1-4893 (1630 amino acids)
Biological process (GO): meiotic chromosome separation; proteolysis
Cellular component (GO): mitotic spindle pole body; nucleus; cytoplasm
Molecular function (GO): cysteine-type endopeptidase activity
Source: RefSeq, a predicted model, not a curated record